This is a messenger RNA of Cladophialophora carrionii CBS 160.54, 933 nucleotides long. RefSeq lists its product as uncharacterized. Gene Ontology annotation, molecular function: alkaline phosphatase activity; phosphoglycolate phosphatase activity. The record is from RefSeq and is a predicted model, not a curated record. The transcript has 2 exons. Bases 1 to 933 code for a protein of 310 amino acids. Lineage: Eukaryota; Fungi; Ascomycota; Eurotiomycetes; Chaetothyriales; Herpotrichiellaceae.
AUGUCAACGCCCGAAUAUCUGACAGGCAACAAGGAGGCCAUCUCUGGGUUCCUCGAUAAGUUCGACGUCUUCCUGUUCGAUUGCGAUGGCGUGCUUUGGUCCGGAGAUCAUCUCUUCCCGGGCACGGUGCCGACGCUCGAGAUGCUGCGCAACCAAGGCAAGCAGGUGGUGUUCGUGACCAACAACUCGACCAAAUCGAGGCAAGACUACAGGAAGAAGCUCGAGAGCAUGGGCAUCCCCGCCACGGUCGAGGAAGUCUUUGGAUCAUCGUACUCGGCCGCCAUCUACAUCUCGAGGAUACUCCCACAAUCACACCCGGAGCUCAAGAAGCGGAACAAGGUCUUUGUCGUGGGCGAGGCGGGGAUCGAGACGGAGCUGGACUCCGAAGGCGUACCGCACCUGGGAGGCACAGAUCCCGCGUACAGGCGCGACAUCACGCCGGAGGACUACAAGCUGUUGGCGGCAGGCGAUCCGAAAGCAUUAGACCCGGACGUCGGGGUCGUCUUGGUGGGCCUGGAUUUCCACUUCAACUAUCUCAAGAUGUGCUACGCCUUUCACUACAUCAAGCGGGGAGCGCUCUUCCUGGCCACCAACAUGGAUUCGACGCUGCCGUCGGCGGGCGCAUUGUUCCCCGGCGCGGGUUCGAUAUCAGCGCCCCUGAUCGAAAUGCUGGGUGGUCAGCGGCCCACGGCGUUCGGUAAGCCCAACCAGGCCAUGAUGGAUGCCAUUGAGGGUAAGUUCAAGUUCGACCGCAGCAGGGCGUGUAUGGUGGGCGAUCGCGCAAACACGGAUAUCAGGUUUGGAUUGGAGGGUAAGUUGGGAGGAACGUUAGGCGUCUUGACAGGUGUAGCGACCAAGGAGGAUUUUCUGGAAGGCGACGCACGACCCGCGUAUUAUGUCGACCAGUUGGGCGACCUCGCUGUGGAAAGCUGA